CCAGACUAGCCUGUGCAGUCAACACAGGCUAAUCAGGGACGAUACUUUCCGCUUCUAUGUGCGGACUGCACAGGCUUAUCUGAGACUAUACUUUAAGCACUUGCAUAAACCCCGUUUUCCCAGAGCAAGGCACAAUGAUAUCUUCUCCGUACAGCCUUGUUUCAUAGGAGGCGCUAAUGAGUCAUGGAAUGAACUGUGUGCUGUAUUAUUCAUGAGCCGCCUUUUUGUGUGGAGAUGAGUCGGGAAGCAUGUGAGCCUGAUAUCGCGAUUGUGUUGACUUCAAUUCAAAUGAAGAAUUUCCGUUAGCAUAGGAUUCAGAAUGUCAUCAAGCCCGAACAAUUAUUGAGAAUAUCGAGCGGCGUGGACAAAAUCAGGCUGACAGGAUUACAGUGGUGUUAGACAGACACAUCAAUCAAAACCAAAACGGCGGUGUUGUUUAGUUCACAUAGAAAGGAUUUCAAAAUUUUCUUUUAUUUCCAAUUGGAAAAACACGUACAGUGUAUUAUAAAUAUACCGCGGCUGAAUAUCGCAUUGGGAAAUGAAAUAGAAGUAGGCGUACAAGUAACAUAGUAUUUCACUGAAAUUUUAUAGGCAUUUCCAAACAAAAGUUUAUUUGAUGAAGAAAUGUAACCGGUUUCAAGCAUUGAAAUUCCCAAUACGUUGAAAGCGUUGUCUUCUUAAACCAUUCAAUGCGAUUUUGAAAUUACUGAGCUAAAUUAUAAGAUUGGUGUAAUGUUAAUGGAUACCUCAAAUUAUUGAACGCAAGUCGAGCUCAUCCGAGCGUGGCAUCAAAGUCAAACACGCUCGGGGAAAAAGAACUAUCGUUCCACGAGUACUUAGUAACAAGCGUGAUACAUCGACUUUCGUGUGUGUUUGUGUGCGUGUUUCGAAGUUUAUGAUUAUCUUCCGCGUUUAAGUAUCUCCGGAAUCCGCAGUAUUUGUAAAUAAAUCGUCUGCUGAUCCUAGUCAUUGAAAAUCCGACUGUCGGCGCGUCGAGUUGUACUAACACGCAAUGAAGGCCAGUGGAUUUAACGGUUCUCGGGUGUUCCGAUUUGUUUGCAGUCAAGUAUUGAAGGAAUUUUCAGCGCAGGCAGAGCAUGUCCGACCAGUUCUUUGCAGACUCAUGUCCACCCGGACACCGGCGCCGACAAAGGAAAAGAAGACGACAAAACUGAAGCGGAUGCUGACGUCACCGGAACUGGAAUUCAUCAUGGAGGCACACAACGGCAUAAGCGCGCGCAUCGUACAGGAAGCUGGCUUCAAGGGUAUCUGGGGUAGCGGACUGUCCCUCUCGGCCCAGUGGUGUGUACGAGACAGCAACGAGGCCUCCUGGACUCAGGUUGUGGACAUGCUGGAAUUCAUGAGCGACGCCACUAACAUCCCCAUCCUGUUGGACGCGGACACCGGAUACGGAAACUUCAACAACGCCAGACGACUUGUCCGCAAACUGGAGGACAGGGGCAUUGCAGGCGCUUGCAUGGAGGACAAGCUGUUUCCAAAGACUAAUUCUCUGCACGAAGGCCGGGCCCAACCUCUGGCAGACAUUGAGGAGUUUGCGCUGAAAAUCAAAGCGUGCAAGGAGGCUCAGCGGGACCCAGACUUCUGCAUCGUGGCGCGCGUUGAGGCCUUUAUUUCCGGUUGGGGACUCGACGAGGCGCUCAAGCGGGCCGAGGCGUACCGGAACGCAGGAGCGGACGCGAUAUUGAUGCACAGUAAGAAGAGUGACCCUUCUGAGAUCGAGGCGUUCAUGAAAGUAUGGAAGAACCAGGGUCCAGUCAUCAUUGUACCGACCAAGUAUUACAAGACCCCGACACAGCAUUUCCGGGACAUGGGCGUCUCCAUGGUGAUAUGGGCCAACCACAACAUGCGCGCGUCUGUACAGGCGAUGCAGCAGACGUCCGCGGAGAUCUACAAGCUUGGCUCCUUGACAACCGUCGAAUCGAAGAUCGCGACAGUGAAAGAGGUCUUCCGAUUACAAGAUGAACCGGAACUCGUUAAAGCAGAAGAACGGUAUCUUCCGAAGAAAUAGAUCGCAAGACGAUAGGUUUGCAUCCGCACAUGAGUAGAAACCAUUCAACUGUUGGAAACAACCUGAUUGUUCUAACGUGGAUUAUUUUUUUAGGUCUUCUUAAAUUCGAAUCUACCAAUGUGCCAAAAGUUUCCAGGAGGAAUCCAGUAUGUCAACCCGCUGAAUAUGUCCGAAGAAUGUUAUGCUCAAUACGCUCAAGAUUUGUUCUUUCUCCAUACUAUAUAUAAUAUGCGACAAUCAUUAUAAAUUUAUUUUCCAUAGCCCUAGUCGAGUGUUGGUAUAUUCAGUAUUUUUGCUUUUGUUCAAGACUGCGGGAGCGUGAUCAUUCAAAAAGUGGAAUUCCUUAUUGAUUGCACUUGUUUGUACGUUCUGAUAUUGCUUUCGUCCUAUCAUUUCCGGAUUGUAGCUACAUUAUUUAUGGCGAGCCUUGAAAAUAUCUGCCGUCAAAUGACAUCGUAUAGAUUCAUCUCACUCAAAGGUGAAGUUCAAAGCGGUCAAUUGAUGAAUCUAUAUAACAAAGCUUGUCCGGAUUUGAGCUACAUAAUGCAUCAGGCUAAUUGAAAAUAACUUCUAAAAAUGAGUGAAGCUUUAUAAAGACUCAAAAUCAACGAAAUGGCUUCGGUCGGCUGAUGAUAAGUACGUCAUGCUUCUCGUAAAUGUCGCGUUCGCUCAUAAAUGUUCGGAUAUCACCGUUGGAAAUACACAUGGAAUAUAUUGACAUACAAAAAAUAAAAACGAGUAUUUGUAUAUCGUAAAAUCUGUUACCAUACCACAUCUAGCGUUGCCAUUUUGGUUAUUGCUAUAAGGAACACUGAUUUGUAUGGGUAAACUUUAUUUUAGGAAAUAUUUUACGAUAUGUUCGUUGAUUUUGAGUCUUUAUGGGGCUUUAACGUGUUCAUGGAAACAAUAUAGCAAUCAAAAUAUAAAUUUUCAUUAGCCAUAAGCUGAAUACCAUACAUAGAGAUCGUAGAUAAAACAAAUUGACCUUGUUAAACUCGUACGACCUCUAUCAUCAUGACCUAUAAAAUAAAAAUUUAUCAGGCAAAUUUUAAGCAUGAAUUAAUAUUUUUUUAUUAACUUAUUCAAAUGCAAAUACUUGUAAAAAUCUUUGUAUCCAAUAUCGGGGGAGUUGGGGCGUCCGUGUCUUGAGCACAUUUAGUUAUUGAUUGAAUAUAACGGAAAAUAUCGAACGUUUUUAGAAAGUACAGUUGUUUAUUACAGAUUAACAACUGGAUUACAGUUUAUGAGGUUAUGGAUAACAUAUAAUAGCUUUAUUCACUCGGUUAAUUGUUGUUCGAGGGGCCACAAUGUGUAGUGGUGUAUGUUUUAUCCUUAUUUUACAGCUAGACACUUGAACAUGUCCUUGUUAUAAUGUAAAUAUCAUAAUUUAUAGUUUGAUGUUUGUGUAUUUUGAUUUAACAUUUCUUCAUAUAUUGUUUGGUACUUAAUGGUCAAAGUUCUAAUAACAUAAAAUGAUAUCAUUUCAGCAUCGAAUUAUAGCGUUUUAGAAAGAUUGUGUUCGACACCAUUAGGUGUUCAGUGUAUUUUUGAAAAACAUAUUGUAUACAAGUACGUUUAUUUACGCACAUUCAUCAAGCCCGGUUUCUCCCGAGCGAGGCUGUACAGACGUUUACUCUUAAUGCUUUAUACACAUUAAGUCCAUUAAUUUUCGAAAAGACUUAUGGUAAUGUUUGUUGCCUCAUGGUACUGAGCCUUUGAUAUAAACAUUGUGACAUUAUUUAUUAUUAUAUUUUUGCAAACAUUUUUGAACUCCUGCAUUCUUCAUGUUUAUUUGAAGUCGACUAAAAGUCUCUUUGAUGGUGGUAUUGGUAUAUGCAAAUGCUUGUUAAAAGUAAUUACUAUACAGUAACUCUUCAGAAGUUCUGUAGCUCUUAUAUAGCUCUCUUGUUUUAAGUGUAAUACAUGUACAUGAAUAUCUAUGUAGAUGAAAAAUGACAUAUUCAUUCCGCUCGACAAUUGUGUGUACAUGGAUAAUAAAGUUGUUUUAAUAGA
Messenger RNA from Dreissena polymorpha, 4042 nucleotides. Its product is annotated as phosphoenolpyruvate phosphomutase-like. The record is from RefSeq and is a predicted model, not a curated record. The transcript is spliced from 11 exons. Bases 1013 to 2029 code for a protein of 338 amino acids. Gene Ontology annotation, molecular function: phosphoenolpyruvate mutase activity. Lineage: Eukaryota; Metazoa; Mollusca; Bivalvia; Myida; Dreissenidae.